This is a messenger RNA of Microthlaspi erraticum, 372 nucleotides long. The record is from the annotation of a GenBank genome assembly. NCBI's taxonomy places the organism in Eukaryota, Viridiplantae, Streptophyta, Magnoliopsida, Brassicales, Brassicaceae.
AUGAAAGGCAGAACAUUUGCCUUACUUGUGGAGAGAAAGGCCAUUUCUCAGCAGACUGUCCAAGGAACUGCCCCAGUACUAGUCAACCCACCCGCUCAACCACAAGGAGAGAGAGGCGACCAGGGAGUGGAAGCCGUAGAAUGUAAGAUAGAGUCUAGGAACCCUAAACCACAUGCCGAGAAAAGGAGGAUCAGAGGAGAUCAGUGGAAGAGGAGUGCAAGGGGACAACGUGAAGACAAAGUAAGAGGAGUCUGGGGACAACGUGAAGACAGAGUAAGAGGAGGCAAGGCAUCUUCAAAGAUGGGGAGAGACACCGGAACAAUGGAACGUUCCUACUCUCUACAACUGGAAUUCGGGGACGAAUUCUAUUAA